GCCACACGGUUCGUAUUGUGUCUGCGUGUGAGGUGAAGGUACGUCCCUGAGGAGAGAACCGCCGAACUAACAAAUACUCCAACCUCCAAUUGAGUGACUGUUUACCCGCGGACUCUGAAAACAAGCAGGAACAUGGAGGUCAGCGCCGAGGCCAAGAGGAUCAUGGUGGUGGCUCUGGGGAAACUGUACAGCUCCCGGAGUCAGCGAGGAGGUCUGCGCCUGCACCACAGUCUACUGCUCACUCUAGUGAUGAAAUCCGCCCGGGAUAUUUACCACGAGGCCCAGACGACGACAAGAGAAACUGUGGCACCAGAGUGUGAACAACAACAACAACAACAGAUUGAGUUGACCACAGAGACCAGUCAAAUGGAGCCCCAGGGUCACGGAAAGCCUCAUACUGUACCACGGGAGGACGAGGUGGUCGUGGGUCUAUCCACAAAGAGAAACAAGGAGAACCAGUGUCCCAAUCGCCAGUCUCCACAGUCCAGGAAAAGACGAGGCAAAGCGGCCGCUGAACCGGAUUUCUUGCCCUGUAAGAAAGCUAAACUGGAGCAGGGAAACUGCCACCAGCAGCUGAGCGUCACUCCAGUCUUGGUGGACUACGUGAACUGCGGCGGCGGAAUGGGAGCACGUCCUUCCCCCAUGUCUCUACACAGAGCCGUAGCAGCGUGUUGUUGAGACUCAAAACACUUGCGUAGCAACAAAACUACGGGGCAAUAAACUUUCUGACACGGCCAGUAGAGCCUGACCUUGAGGCAACUGGAGGAACCAACCGCCCGGGGACACGGGGUCCUGAAGAGUCCCAGAGGACGGAAUCACGGAAGUGGACGGGAGGACGCGCCGGUGACUUUAGGCCGGGAAAAGAGGUGCUGCAGCGGUGAACGAGGACUGAGCUGAGCCGGACCGUGCUGAACGACAAUAGUAGUCGAUUCACUCGAACCAGACUUUAAUGAACAUUAGUUCUAAAACUGUGAAUGUUUCUUUGUGCGAGUGUGUAAAUGCUGACUGAAGAUGUGCUCGUGCAUUCAAGUGUAACGCACCAAGACCAUAACUACCUCAGUAUUUAUUAAACCUUUUGUACUUCAGUAAA
Solea solea (common sole) is the source of this 1090-nucleotide messenger RNA. RefSeq names its product immediate early response 2a (gene ier2a). Lineage: Eukaryota; Metazoa; Chordata; Actinopteri; Pleuronectiformes; Soleidae. The record is from RefSeq and is a predicted model, not a curated record. Bases 133 to 678 code for a protein of 181 amino acids. The transcript has a single exon.